Rhizoctonia solani is the source of this 705-nucleotide messenger RNA. Its product is annotated as SUR7/Pali family protein. The record is from RefSeq and is a predicted model, not a curated record. NCBI's taxonomy places the organism in Eukaryota, Fungi, Basidiomycota, Agaricomycetes, Cantharellales, Ceratobasidiaceae. The transcript is spliced from 8 exons. Bases 1 to 705 code for a protein of 234 amino acids. Gene Ontology annotation, cellular component: plasma membrane; growing cell tip; cell division site.
AUGGCUCGCGCAUUCUGUCUUCCAGGAAUUUUCUUCCUUGUUGCUGCACUUGUGCUCCAGAUCUUGGUAUCCAUAUCUCUGCGCUAUGUUCCAGCGCUGGAUAUUGCACGCACGCACUUUUCAGGGGCUGCUAGUGCAGGCUCCUCUCAGGCUGUGAACGAACUCCGGGCUGGGGUUUGGUCCUAUUGUUACAGAGUAGAGCAAAGCGGGGAUUUUGCAUGUAGCCCAGCCCGUCAUGGCUAUUCCUUAACCAUGUCAUCGAGCGGGGGUGACGAAGAGCGCAUUGGCGCCUCUUGGACUCGUGGGUUGAUUCUCCACCCCAUUUCUGCCGCAAUCAUCUUCGUUGCAUUGUUAUUGAGCCUCUCACAACACCUUACUGUGACCUUAUUUGCGUCACUUGCCUCAUUCCUCGCGGCAUUCUUCGUCCUCAUUGCAUUUUUAUGUGACAUUGCACUUUUCGCAUACCUCAGGCGUCGUGCGUCGAAGCUCGACAAUGUUAUUGCGUCAACCAAGCCUGGGCCCGGAUUCUGGAUGACGCUCGCAUCUUUUAUUGUAUUACUCUUCGCAGGGUGCACCGUCUGCCUUGGUCGUCGUCAUGACCGCCGUAGCGCCGCAGGAACUGGUCUCGCUACUACCAGCGAUGCCUAUGCAGCCAACGCUGCCGAGGCUCGACCAUGGUACAAGCGCUUUGGCCGCAAGUACUGA